UGGGAAGGGACUAAGCACCACAACAACCUUUGUGAUUUGACAUGUGUGUCAUGCCAUGCUCCAAACAAACCCACUUUAUCAUAAAAUCAUAAUCAUAAAUAAAUUAAUAAAUACUAUGUAUAUGGAUAUGCAUGCCAAAUUCUCAUUACUCUGUUUCUCUGUUUUCUAGUUCCAAAUAGAGUGUUUUUUCUUUAAUUCACAAGAAAUUGACUUGAAGUGAAGUGCAGACCAUGUUCACAAAGUUUGGAAAGUAAAAGUUAUUGAGAUUUUGUUGUCCUAACAACAAAAAAGGCUAUUGGAAAAAGUUGGUAGUUCAGAAAUUCAUUUAGUACUGCUUGAGUGUAUUCAAAGGAUCGGUUGUUUUUCGAUGCAAACAUCUCAAGAACAUGAACUUCCCUAUGGCUCUGGCAGGUUCUACAUCGAGCCUGCCGAAAACCAGGAGUCAUAUUGCUUUCCAUCAAGUGAGAACCUAGAAAACUACUCUUCCUCUGAUAACAGCAACCAUGCAACCUACCCAUUGGUCAAGAUUUCGGAUCCAUAUUGCACCCUUGAAUCUGCUUCAACAAGUAAUAUCCCAGGCCAAAAUUCUGCAUCUACAGCCAAUUUUUCGCCUAAUGGUAGCCCGGUGUCAAAGCUAGAACCGAAAUCACAUGUCUUGAGGCCACAACAUUCUCUCGAAACUACUAAUGGCUCGCCGGAGAUAAAUUCUUGCUUGACACAUGACUUUGAUGAUCUGAGGGAUAAGAUAAGAGAGCUGGAAACUGCUAUGCUGGGACCUGAUACAAAUACACUAAAUAUGUAUGAUAUUGUGGUUCCAGAACCAGAAGAACCUGAUUCCUUUUUGGUGGCUGCAGAGAAGUGGAAGAAAACAAUGGAGAUCAUAUCCAGAGGUGAUUUAAAGGAGAUGCUUUAUACUUGUGCAAAAUCAAUGGCAGAGAACGAUAUGGAGACUACUGAUUGGCUGAUAUCAGAGUUGCGAAAAAUGGUUUCGAUUUCAGGGGAUCCUCUGCAACGAUUAGGAGCAUACAUGUUGGAGUCUCUUAUUGCAAGGAUGGCUUGCACAGGAAGCAAAAUCUACAAGGCCUUAAAAUGCAGCGAGCCAACCGGCAACGAACUCCUUUCCUACAUGCAUGUACUCUAUGAAAUAUGUCCAUACUUCAAGUUUGGGUAUAUGUCGGCGAAUGGAGCAAUUGCCGAAGCUAUGAAGGAGGAAAGUCAUGUUCACAUAAUUGAUUUUCAGAUUAGCCAGGGAACUCAGUGGGUAAGCCUAAUACAGGCUCUUGCUUGCCGGCCGGGAGGGCCUCCUAGUAUCAGAAUAACAGCUGUUGAUGACUCCUUUUCGGCUUAUGCCCGGGGAGGGGGACUUGACAUUGUAGGGAAAAGGCUAUCAGCACUUGCACAGUCAUGUAAUGUACCUUUUGAGUUCCAUGCUGUCAGAGUUCCUGCUUCUGAGGUGCAACUAGAAGAUCUUGAACUUCGAACUAAUGAAGCUGUGGCAGUGAAUUUUGCCAUUAUGCUGCACCAUGUUCCGGAUGAAAGUGUUACCAGUCUAAAUCCUCGCGACCGGUUGUUGAGAUUGGCAAAGAACUUGUCUCCCAAGGUAGUGACUCUAGUUGAGCAAGAGUUUAGUACUAAUAAUGCUCAAUUCUUGCCGCGUUUCAUGGUGACAUUGAACUACUACUUGGCUGUUUUCGAAUCGAUUGAUGCUGUCCUGCCAAGGGAACACAAGGAGAGGAUCAAUGUUGAGCAGCACUGCUUGGCUAGAGAAGUUGUCAACUUAGUAGCCUGCGAAGGGGAAGAAAGAGUCGAACGGCACGAGCUUCUGAACAAGUGGAGACGGCGUUUUGCCGCUGCCGGAUUCGCGCCUUAUCCGCUGAGCUCCUUUGUUAAUGCUUCAAUCAAGACCCUUUUAGAAAGCUACCCUGGACAUUACACUCUAGAAGAGAGAGAUGGCACACUUUAUCUUGGUUGGAUGAAUCAGGUUCUUAUUGUCUCUUGUGCUUGGAGAUGAAAACUCUUAACAGCAUUUGGUACACUUUUUUCAUUGCAGACUUAUAACUAGGUUUAUGUUUUCUAAUUUCAUAGUGAAGUUACUGUUUUGUUAAAUGGCAUCCUAGAUUUUAUGUUAGCAAUACAAGUAACAGCAAGGACUAUUAUGCUAACAAAUUAUAAAGAGAACAGUUACUGCUUGUACCUACAAAGACAUUUCAUCACACAAUUCACAACUGCAUCUCUAGCAAAUAUCCUGAAACUACAGCCCUUCUGACAUUCUUUACUCUUAUGCUUUGUUUGAUCCAUUUUUCUGAAAGUUGAGAUAUUUUGGUGAAUGCUUAAUACCAUACUAAACUCAUUAGUGAUAUGGUAAGAGACAUGGAUUAUUUUCCUAUAUAAGGUGUGUUUGGUACAAUUGUUUUCAUGAAAUGUUAACAUUUAUCUUUACUCUGGUAUUAAGCACACCCUUUUAAAAAUGGAUGACAAUGUUUUGAUGGAUAUGGCUAGUGGCUAGCAUUUUCCUUCUGACCAACCUCUUAAUGACCUAGAGUACCAUCAACUCUUAUAUUUUCAACACUUUAUAUCUUGAUGGUAUGACUUGAAGUCACAAUCUCUUGCUCCGAACCAUACAUUCUUUAUCACUGUCAACAUUUAUUUGUUUAACUAUCAACAUUUGUUGAUGUGGCAAACCGUGUAUAUAUCAAUAGAAGAUAUUUCUCUUUUAUAACAAGAGCACAUGUGAACUUUUGGAAUUAGAUAUGGAUACCUUUUACAGCUGGAAUUCAAACAAAGAUUCACUACAUAGGAAAUAUGAAUCACUUCUAUGAGAUCCAGCUCCUGUUGUUCAUGAUUAUAGAAUGUUUAUCUUGGACUGAAUUGUACCAAAGAAGAGAUGGAAAGAGGCAUAUAACUGAGGUAAUAUAAUUAUCCUGGUUAUCAAAAAAGAAGAAUUGCAAGACUUCAAAUCGAAAUUACGGUUUUACAAUUCAACCCUAUCUUAC
Molecule: messenger RNA, 2993 nt
Organism: Arachis stenosperma
Lineage: Eukaryota; Viridiplantae; Streptophyta; Magnoliopsida; Fabales; Fabaceae
Product: scarecrow-like protein 21
Exons: 2
Coding region: 368-2011 (547 amino acids)
Biological process (GO): regulation of DNA-templated transcription
Cellular component (GO): nucleus
Molecular function (GO): sequence-specific DNA binding; DNA-binding transcription factor activity
Source: RefSeq, a predicted model, not a curated record